CCGCCUUUGGAAAGCCGCUCAGGGUCGCGGAAACAAAGAAGAGGCAAUUUCAAAUCCAAGCCACCUUCGAUCGUUAUUUAUCCCCAACAACCGUCCAUACUGUACUGGAGUCAAUCAAGACAGACUUCUAAGUAUAUCACGCCUAGCUAUUCCUGUUAUCUAAUAAAAUGUCGGAAGAUAUCGAAAAGAUCACAUCUGUUUUACGCAAAGGGGUCACUGAAGGCGUUUUGAACACCUUAGACUCACGUAAACGUGCCAUCCGAAAUAUUCUUAAAUUGUUCUUGGAAAACGAGGAAAAAAUUGUCGAAGCACUAGAGGCAGAUCUUCGCAGGUGUCGAACUGAAGCUAUUUUUACAGAUAUAGACACUUCAGUAGGCGAAGCACAAAUGAUGCUUUCUAAUAUUGAUUCAUGGUUGAGGGAGGAGUCGGUCCCGUCGUCAUUCAUCACUUUAAUGGAUACAGUAACUAUUCAAAAGCAGCCAUACGGUGUGGUUUUAAUAAUGAGUCCUUGGAACUUCCCCUUCAUUUUAUCCUUUCAGCCUCUAAUCGGUGCAAUCGCUGCUGGGAAUAGUGUUCUUCUUAAGCCGUCAGAAAUGACUCCGGCAUGUUCUCAGCUGAUUUCUGAGCUUAUCGCUAAGUAUUUAGAUAAACACAUAUGUCAAGUCAUUUGUGGAGGCCCUAGUGUAUCUAAGACAAUUCUGGAAACUCAGCGUUUUGACCUUAUAUUUUACACGGGUGGUACAACCAUUGGUCGCGAAGUUUAUGUUGCCGCUGCGAAACAACUUACUCCUGUUGUUUUGGAACUUGGAGGGAAAUGUCCUGUGUAUAUUGAUUCGGAUGUCAGUUUGGAUGUAGCUGUCAAGCGUAUUAUUUACAGCAAACUUCUGAAUUGUGGACAAAUAUGUGUUGCUGCCGAUUACUUAUUAUGUCACGAACAAAUACUACCUGUUUUAAAAGAAAGGAUUGAAGAAAUCGUAAAACAGUUUUUGGGCGAUGAUCCUCAAAAAAGUCCUGAUUUUGCGCGCAUCAUCAGUGUCAAGCAUUUUCAGCGUCUUACAGGUCUACUGAAACAAACUAAAGGCAAAGUUAUGGUCGGUGGCAUGUCAGAUGUGAAUGACAGAUAUAUUGCCCCAACUGUUGUAUUUGAUGUUGAUGAAGAGGAUAUAUUAAUGCAAGAUGAGGUUAGAUUUAUUCAUUAUUUUUAAUAACCACUUUGCUAGCGAGUAUUAUUGUACAUACGUUUUUCUAAUUAAUUCAAGAAUUCUACUGGAUCGAACAUGUAUAACCUUUAAAUAACAAGUUGGGUCAUUUUUGAAAUGCAAAAGUAGCUAACAUAAACCAUGAGUACAUCAUUAAACAUACAUUGCAUUUUAUAUCUAUCCAUUACUUAAAAUGGUUUCUUAUGUGUUUCUAGUAACAACCAUAAGUCGGACAAUUUGGGCAGCAAUCAAUCGACAAAAUAACCCUAACAUGAUUGAAUAAAUUCUUAUAUAAUUUGCGUCCUUGAUAUUGGAUAAAAAUCUCCAUAUUGUGUAUUAUAGUACAACAAGCAACGUUUGUUCAAACAUAUUCAACGAUAAAACAUUUCCAGCCAUAAUAGCAUUUUGUAAACAAUUUCUGUUUUUUAUCUGGAAUUCGGAAUUGUAUGGAAUUUUCUUUUUUUAACUUGUAGAUUUACAGGAAAUAAUGGUUUAGGCUGGCGACAGCCAUUAGUGUUCAUUAGAGAUAUUCUUUCCUUGUCAUUUAGGUAUUGAAUUUUUCUAGGGCAGUAUUAUUCUCGGAAUACUCUGAUGAUGGUGCCUUUUUUUGUUUAUUUCUGUAAAAUAUCUUAAAAGGGACAUUUAGUUGAAACCUAGAAAUGUUCUGAAUUCAUUUUUUGUUGUGCCAAAUGUUCCAGAGCUAGUCUAUAUCGUUACUUAUUUUAAUAAUAAUGGAUUAAGUGGAUGAGUUUUAUCAACUUCGACGAGAUUGUGUCUACCUUUUUCCACUGUAUUGUCUUCACUUUUUUACGUGAUGUUUUUGUUGAAAAAAUAGCUCGAUGUCUUUUUAGUAUUAACGUUAAUAAAGUUUCUAUGUUAAUACUGAAAGCCUGUUAACCUCAUACAAUUUACAAUACUGAUAAGAUAUUAGAAUGCCCAUCAAGACGUAAGUAUAAAACACGAAAAUAUAUUAUUUUUUCCCAUAUAAAUCUCAUAUAUGACUUUAAAUAUGUACAGUUUCAACCUUUGGUGUCUUCUGAAAAUUCGUCCUAGAUAUUUGUUAAAUCGAUGCUAAAAACUUCCGUCUAAAGGAAUUAAAUUUGUUAACGAAUCUGUAAUGAAGAUUGGACCGAAAAUGUCAUUAAUUUCCGGUGUUAUGUCAUAAAUACGAUUAAAAGUUAAAAGGUUUUUGAUAAAAGUAUUGUACGGAAUUUUGACUUGAACUUUUUUCUGACCAUAAUGAGUUCAUCCAUCCAAGUAAUCUUAUUUCUGGUUGACCAAUAUUUGCUGGUUACUUUAAUUCUCACGCUAAGUAUUCCGUCAGAAAACUGAAAAUAUGUGAAGGUUAAUGUUAUUUUACGUUAAUAUGUAUUCAGCUAAAAUUUACUUCGUGAGUUUGUCUUUCCUUGUCUAUCAGAUCUUUGGGCCAAUACUUCCUGUGCUGUCUGUGAAAUCACCUUCUGAAGCUAUUCGGAUAAUUAAUUCCAAGUAAUUAUAAUGUAUUGCUGCAUAUUAAUGUUUUAUUUUUGACUGAUAAACAGUGUAGAAUGAUUUAUAUACGGAAUUAACAACCUUCUGAUAUAGAUACAUAAAUAUCAAGUCACUUCAGAGUUGUCUCAUAAAUUCAAGUAUUAGUUAGCUUUUCUUGAACUGUCAUUUCUCAUUAACCCAGAGUUCAUAUUAAUUUCUCGCUUCUGAUUGAUUGACCUUAUCGGAUACACGCUCUUGUUCUUAAUAUUUCGACCCCUAAUAGUCCCCUUAAUUUCUUAUUGAUAAACUGCAACUUAAAAUCUGAUCAUAAUAUCAUUUUUAUAGCUUCUAUUCACUUAUAGUCUAAGAGAGUAGUGAGUUCGGUUUUGAGGUUUCGUAGUCCAGAAUAAAUGGCAGUUAUCCAGGUUGAUUAGUGUGGAUCGAUAUGCGUGGUUCGACUUCCUGGGGAAAGCUACAAAAAUUUAUCUCUGACAGAAUAUUAAAUUGAUAAACAUUCAGUUAUAAAGACGAUUAUAUUCUAGAGAAACUACUGAAAAAUAACUCAACACCUAAGCUUUUGAAUGUCAGUCUACUCUUAAUUAUGUUUUAUUGAUUUAAUUGGUAUUUAGAGCGGAUCAAUUUCAUUAUUGUAUAAAUUGAAUUGAAAUUUUUUUAUGAGAUUGUGAGUUAUACUCACCCUUAAGCCAAAGCCUUUAAUCAAUACUGGCUCAAUAAACCUGCAUAUUUUGGUUUAAGUAAUUAACAACGUCACACCACAGUCGAAGUCAAGUUCAUGAGUCCAUUCUUGUAUCCAGCUAUCUAAAAAUUCCAACAAAUGGAUUAAAGACAGUAUUUUUUGUAAAUUAUGACUUGUAUGCUUAGUCAUUGUCUUUUAUCGGAGGCAUCCUGUUCUCUUAGCUGGAUGUUCUGUAAAGUUUUCAUUAUCUUUAUAGACUGCGUCGUCCACACAUACUUGAUUCAGUCAUUAUUAUUCAUUCCUACCUAUUUGAAUCUUACGUAUAAUUCUUUUGUUUCUUUAUUUUAGAGAAAAACCUUUAGCCGUUUACGUGUUUACUCGAAACAAAUCAGUGUUCAAUGAUUUCAAAAUGGCUACGUCUAGUGGUGCGAUUAUGAUGAAUGAUUGUAGUGUACAUACUCUUAGUAAGUCAAUAACUCGUUUGUUAUCAAACAUUAAAAAAGUUUUGUAGUCUAAUCACCCUUAUUAAUUUGUGUUAGUUCAUUUGCACUGUAAUCUCAGAUGGUGAAAUACAAAACAUUAAUUCCUGGUUCUUUUAUUGAACAAAAAUUUACGUUUGUAGUUUUCACGUGGAUAAAGUUAUUUUUUUACAUAAUUUAUUUCCGCAGUAGUUAGCAACAAAGUUCAUUUGUAGCACGUAGCUAAAUCGAGUGCGACACUUGCUUAUAUGCUUUGUUUCUUUGUAAAUUUAAAAACUUAGGUAAUUUAACUUGACAGUUUAAUAAGUUUCCAAGAUUUUUUAAGAACGUUGUCUAUUGUACUAAUUUACCAUAGAUUAUCAAUUCCCUCAAGAAUUUAGAUAUGUCUUGAAGAUCGUUACCGACUAACACGAAACCUAAGUUUAUGACUUUUUAUUAAUUUCCUCUAGCUAUCUAAGAUAGUCAGUUACUUCAGCUGACUGUGUAGUUUUAGGGAACUAUCAUUAGCCUGUAGCCCUCUUAGGGUUACUACCAGUCCUAAGCCAAUCUUAAUGAGGAAGGUUAGUAACCCUAUCCCAUAGAAAAUAACCCUGCUAAAUAAACCAUAAGGAAUCAUUUUAACCACUUAAACUCUGCCUUGAGAGUUAAAGGAUCUUCAUUUAGAAGAAUUACGACGCCUCAUGGUAAACGCCGAGAUUCCUCGAAAGUCAUGAAAUCGAUACCCCUUUUAACAAACAGAGCAACAAUUACCAUGGGUACAUGGAAUGUCCGGGCAAUGUGGGGGACCGAGAAGACUAUUCAAAUAGCUACGGAAAUGAGGAGAUACAACUUGUCAGUCCUCGGAAUCAGUUAAACGUAUCGGACCCAAGCUGAACAGAGAAGUUAAGGUUCGGAUAAGAUACUUUUGUGCCCUGGUCUUGAAGAAGGAAAUGUUUCGCAUACAGAGGGAGUUGCACUGAUGCUUUCCUAAGAAGCACAGAAGCUGUCUACGAGAUGGGAGUCUCAUUGAUCCAGAAUAAUGAACAAUUCUUCAAAACAAAGAAUAAGGGCAUUACAAUUAAUGUUAUUCAGUGCUAUGUACCCACCAAUGAAAGCAACGAAAACUAUUAAAGUCAGUUUUGGGGAGAGGCUGCAAUCGAUCGUAAAGAGGUAUAUAGGAAAAGGACCUGACCAUCAUGACGAGAGACCUAAACACCAAGGUCGAAAUGGACAACACCGGGUAUGGAGCUAUCAUCGGACGACAUGGACUGGGAGAAAGGUACAAAAAUUGUUAGAGAGAUUCACAAAUUUAUGUACGUUCAACAAAAUUGUUAUAGGCGGCACAAUAUUCCCUCACAAACGCAUACAGAAGUCUACAUAGUUUCACUAGAUCACACUACAGAGAGUCAGAUCAGCCAUAUUUGCAUCACUAAAAAAAUUCAGGUCAGUGGAAGAUAUGAGAACAAAGAGAGGAGCUGAUUUGGCUUCAUAUCACUACAUGGUUUGGUCAAGAUCAAACUCAAGCUAAAGAAGCACUGGGCGACUAAAAAACAGCAUUACGAAGGUUUAAUACAGUCCUCGAGAUACUGAAAAAACUCAGUAAGUUCAAUAUGGCCUUUGGCGACAGGUUCCAAGCCUUACAAGGUCUACUUAAAAAAAGAAAAUACCAUGAAGAACAGCUGAAAAAGGGACUAAGGAAGCUGUAACUUGAGCAUGACAAGAAGUGCUGGGCCACAAGAAGCAUCAUCAUUAGGAAUGGAUCUCUACUGAUACCCUGAAAAAGGUUCAAGAAAGGAAAAACAAGAAGACAGCAAUGAACAACAGGUGAACAAGAGCGGAGAAAGCCAAGGCACAAACCGAAUACACAAAAGCAAGCAAGCGGGUGGAGAAGAGUAUUGGAGCUGAUAGAUGAAACUACCUGGAAGAUUCUACAUUGACAGUUGAAAAGCUGCAGAAUAAGAAAAUAUUGGACAACGAAGAAACUGGGGGGGAAAUAUAGUAAACUAGAGCGACCACUCAAGAAUAAAGGAGACAGGCCAAUCACUGCGAUUCAAGGACAGAGGAACAUCUGGGCACUUUGAAGAACUGAAUAGACCACCCCCACUGAACCCACAGGACAUCAAAGCAGCACACACAGACCUUCCUAUAGAUGCCGCCCCAUCAAUAAUUGAAGAAAUCAGCGUGGACAUUGGACAAAUCAAGAGUGUGGAAGCAGCAGGUACAGGUAACAUACCAGUUGAAGCACUAAAAUCAGAUAUAGAGGUAACUGAAGAUGUUCCACAUUCUCUUCAGAAAGAUGUAAGGGGAAGAAGGAUGCCUCAUCAAGAUCAUCCGCGGUAGUCGCGCUGACUCCAGCCAAGUAGUCUGCAUAUACUAACAUGGCUCAGAUUUAUAGUUAGUGACUUCGAGGACUGACGUCACGUUUUGGCUUGGCCACUCUUUACUUUCUUCCAACCAUCCCCAAUACUAGUCAGCAUUGCGCGUCGUGGUAAUCGGUGGUUGAGCAUGCGUAAUACGUGGCCCAACCCUCUCGAUCGAUGUAGAUUCACAACCUCAUCAACUGAU
Messenger RNA from Schistosoma rodhaini, 6389 nucleotides. The record is from the annotation of a GenBank genome assembly. NCBI's taxonomy places the organism in Eukaryota, Metazoa, Platyhelminthes, Trematoda, Strigeidida, Schistosomatidae.